This is a messenger RNA of Glycine soja, 3269 nucleotides long. RefSeq names its product potassium channel KAT3-like. The record is from RefSeq and is a predicted model, not a curated record. The coding region runs from base 514 to 2847 and encodes 777 amino acids. Gene Ontology annotation, biological process: potassium ion transport; transmembrane transport. Lineage: Eukaryota; Viridiplantae; Streptophyta; Magnoliopsida; Fabales; Fabaceae. The transcript is spliced from 11 exons. Gene Ontology annotation, molecular function: voltage-gated potassium channel activity. Gene Ontology annotation, cellular component: membrane.
AAUUUCCAACCCCUAUAUGUAGUGAUGGAGCUACCACCACAUCAACCAAACCCAACCCCACGGCCACCAAUAGCACCACCAUAUACGCAGCAAGAAACACCAUAUGCACCUUCUUUGUAUCCCCUAUUAGACAUACAAAAUUGUCUGCAACUGCAUUUUCAGAAAGUCUAUACUCUCUUGUCUGCCACUUGCCGGGCUCUAUCAUUCUUCCACCACUCUUCUUCCAUUUUGUCAAUCUUAUUUGUUGAGACAAGAUGAAGGAUUUUCCCUACACGUUUUUACCUCUCUCUUUCUAUAUCUUAUAUUUAGCAUUAGUUGCAUAAGCUUCCUGAUUAUCCCUUUAUCAUAGGCCACAUAAGGAAAAAGUUAGGAAGAAAAAACAAAAUAGAAAGUGGUGUAAAGCCGGUGUCAACAACCCGACUAUAAAUAUGGCCAAUUCCUGAGGAUUCAAUUCAACCUCAUGAACACUUAACUACCUCUACUGUAGCCUUGAGGAUUCAAAUUCAAGCACACAUGUCGGUUUCUUGUGUUAAAAACUUCUUCCAGAGGUUCUGGCAAGAUGAAUUUCAAACGGGAAAUAUUCCCCAUGGAAGCUUUUUGGCCAAUGAUGAUCUCCUUCCAUCUCUUGGAGCUAGGAUAAACCAGGAAACUAGACUUAGAAGAUACAUAAUCUCUCCUUUCCAUCCUCGCUAUAGGGCUUGGGAGUUGGUACUGGUUGUUCUAGUCAUAUACUCAGCUUGGAUUUGCCCAUUUGAGUUUGCAUUUCUUCCUUACAAGGAAAAUGCUCUAUUCAUCGCAGACAACAUUGUCAAUGGCUUCUUUGCCAUUGACAUAGUGUUGACAUUCUUUGUUGCAUACCUUGAUCGCCAUUCUUAUCUUCUUGUUGAUGAUCCAAAGAAGAUUGCGAUCAGGUACAUAUCUACCUGGUUUGCUUUUGAUGUCUGCUCAACAAUACCAUUUCAAUCCUUCAGCUUCCUCUUCAAUCAUAGCAGUGAACUUGGCUUCAAAGUUCUUAACAUGUUUCGGUUAUGGAGGUUGAGACGAGUCAGUUCUCUGUUUGCAAGACUUGAAAAGGACAUUCGCUUCAAUUAUUUUUGGACUAGGUGCACAAAGCUCAUUGCUGUGACCUUGUUUACGGUGCAUUGUGCGGGAUGCUUUAACUAUCUUAUUGCAGAUAGGUAUCCAGAUUCCAAAAGAACAUGGAUUGGUGCAGUGUACCCAAAUUUUAAAGAAGAAAGUCUUUGGGACAGAUAUGUCACUGCAAUAUACUGGUCCAUUGUCACUCUUACUACCACUGGCUAUGGGGAUUUACAUGCUGAGAACACGAGAGAGAUGCUGUUUGAUAUAGCUUACAUGCUCUUCAACUUGGGUUUAACAUCAUACAUCAUUGGAAACAUGACUAACCUUGUAGUCCACUGGACCAGCCGUACCAGAAAUUUUAGGGACACAGUGAAAGCAGCUUCUGAAUUUGCUUCAAGAAAUCAUUUGCCUCAUCGCAUUCAGGAUCAAAUGUUGUCACAUAUAUGUUUGAGGUUCAAAACAGAAGGACUGAAGCAGCAAGAAACAUUGAAUGAUCUUCCAAAGGCAAUUCGUUCAAGCAUUGCACACCAUCUGUUUUUCCCUGUCGUGCAAAAGGUCUACCUUUUCCAAGGAGUCUCACAUGAUUUCCUUUUCCAACUGGUUUCAGAUAUGGAAGCUGAGUAUUUCCCACCCAAGGAGGAUGUGAUACUGCAAAACGAGUCUUCCACAGAACUUUAUGUGCUGGUUUCUGGGGUAGUGGAUCUGGUUCGCUACAUCGAUGGGCAUGAUCAUGUUCAUGGGAAGGCAGCUGCAGUAGAUGCAUUUGGAGAGAUUGGAGUUUUAUAUCAUAUACCACAGCCUUUCACAGUUCGGACCACAGAACUUUCUCAGAUUUUAAGAAUCAACAAAACAUCCUUAAUGAAUGUCUUACACGCAAAUCCAGGAGAUGCACAAAUUAUAAUGGAUAACCUUUUAAUGAGAUUAAAGGGGCGUGAAGGUUUUGGCUUUGAAUAUCCAUGCACAGAUUCUGGACGGUUUCCACAUGAAGUGCUUCAAGGAGGUAACACGAGAGGAGGCCCUUCUCAUGAGUGUACAAAUAAUUCACUUGAGCAUUCAUUAAUGCAUGAAGGAGAGUGCAUAUAUAUAGGAAACUCGGAGACCAGUUUGCAUAAGGGGACCAAUGAUGAUCAUUUAGUCAGCAAACAUAACAUGAUCCCUGAGCAUGGUAGAAGAGAUAUUCAUGCCCCUGCAAAUAAAGGGAAUCUAGACAUUGUUGAAAUUCUGCUUGAAAGAGAUGCAUAUCCUAUCCCAAAUUCCUUAGGGAUGACACAAAAAGCUCAAGUAAAACGGCCAAAAAACAAGAGCAUUUGUGCCCAAAAAAUGAGUUGUGAAAAUGAGAAGUUAGAUGAAUUUAGAAUACAGAUAGCAGAGCCAAAAAUCCUUGACCUUGACAGGAAUGGCUCGACCAGAAACAGAAGACAAGAUGGUAUUAGAUCUAUCAAGUUCCCAUUAGAGAAAACAAACACAAACUCCAAUUCAAGAAAUUCUAACUGUCCAAGUGAUAGAGAAUCGGCAAGGCUCACCAAGAAGAGAGUAACAAUCCAUUUGCUACACAGCGGGAGUACCUCACGAGGUCAGCAUGGAAAAUUAAUAAUCCUGCCUGAUUCAUUAGAAGAGCUGCUCCAAAUUGCUGGUGACAAAUUUGGUGGCUUCAACCCUACAAAAGUAAUUAAUACAGAGAAUGCAGAGAUAGAUGACAUAAAUGUCAUCCGGGAUGGAGAUCACCUCUUUCUUCAGUGCAGCAAUAAUGAAGAUUUGAGUUCAUGAUGUUACGAAGAUAGAUCGCAUCUUUAGGAACGUAAUGACAACCGUGUAAUCAAGUCACAAAAAUGCUAAGCAUCCAAAAACAUAUUGGAAAAUCAUACAAUUCGAUUACAAAAGCUGCUCUUUGUCCAUGACUUGAAACAAAAUUUACAAUCCCAUUUAGAUAGGGCUGGUUAUAAAUCCAAGAAAAUGAGUCAUAAUCAAUUGACGGUCUCUAAAAUGUGUUUGCUGAUGUAUUGGAUGAUUCAAACAAUAUUUCAGUUAUUUAUUAUCACUGAGAACCCAGCUAAUCUUAUACAUAACCAGAAGUGCUCUUGGUCAGUGUAAGAGAUGCUAGACUGACUUCAAAGAAGCAUCUCACUUUGUGAGACCAGGGUGACAGAAUCCGUAUUUCUAAUAACUGUGUUGAAUGCCUUUGAUGAUUA